This is a messenger RNA of Leptomonas pyrrhocoris, 1596 nucleotides long. RefSeq lists its product as hypothetical. NCBI's taxonomy places the organism in Eukaryota, Euglenozoa, Kinetoplastea, Trypanosomatida, Trypanosomatidae. The transcript has a single exon. The record is from RefSeq and is a predicted model, not a curated record. The coding region runs from base 1 to 1596 and encodes 531 amino acids.
AUGAGUGGCACCGCGGCACCGCGCGCACGCGAGCCGUCGCCCCCUUCUGACGGCAGCGACAGUGACCGCUCCGACAGCGUCACCUCAUCUUAUUCGUACGACUCCUCCUCGCGAUCGUCGUCCUACUCGUCCUACUCCAGCUCCUCCUCUUCCCGCUCCAGCAUUCAUCGGCGGCGUGGACGGCGCCGCUCUCGCAGCCGGUCGCCCAUUCUGAAGAACGACGGUCAUCGCCACCACGCCCAGCGCAAGUUUCGUGUGGAGGGCGUUUUGGGAGACUGUGAUGGAACGGUCUCUUUUGAGCCGAGUGCUUUCCUCCCUUCCGUGCUGGGUGACAUCCCCAGGCCGCCGCCAUGCAUCCCUCGUAAUCGCGACGGGGUAGCGGUGCUGGACACACCAGAGAAACCGGCGGGGGAUUGGGCCUGUGGAGUCUGCAGCAAUAUCAACUCCCAGCAGCGGGACGACUGCUACCGCUGCGGCUGUCACUUCACGGAGAGCCUGCUGGCAACGCCAAGCUAUGAGGUGUGCAUCACGCGUCUCCCACCUGGUGUCUCGGUCAGCGCAGUAGAGAAGGCGCUCCGCCGGACGGUGCCGGAGGGUUGUGUGCCGUACAUCGCCGUUGACGAGAAGAAAUCCCUUGUGUUUGCGCAGUUCGCUUCGGUGGAGGACGCCACAAAGUAUCUGGUCAGUCGUCGAUGUGAACUGGAGGUGACGGCGGCAGACGGCGGAGGGGGUCAGCGCACGCGCCUCAGCUUCUCCCUGGACCCGCACCCACAGCCAAGCCUGGAGGACGUCGCGGCGGAGGCGGCGCAGGCAGCGGCCGCUGCGGAUCGGGAGAAGAGGGAAACCGUCUUGGUCGCAGCUGCGGUGCCACGCUUUUUGUGGCCGCACACCUGGAACCCUCCGUCGUCUUUCCCCUCCGUGGAAAAACACAAGACCUUCCUCAGCACCAUGUCUGCCUACUGGGACCACCUCGCCGAUGAACAGAAGCGCUACUACGAGGCGGAGGUGAGGAAGGCGCUGAUGCAGGCCGUUUCUCCCACAGAAGCGACGACACUGAAGCCGUCGAGCACACCGGAGGCGGCAGUAACGGCGGCAAUACAUAGCCACAACACUCCAUCAGCCACCGCCGCUUCGUCCUCCACCGCACCGUCUGGAGUCACCGCCUCGACGGCCGCAUCCCCUCCGUCCAAGGACUCGCCGCAGAAGAGCACCAGCAAGACUUCGCAUGCGCUGGACGGGCUCAAGAAGCGUCUGGCGGAGCGUAAAUCGGCCUUGAAGAAGGCCGACGCAGCUGGUGGGUCAGCAGCAGUCGCAGGGACGCCGUCUUCCACGCCAGGAAGCACUGCAGCGUCUGUCAGGGCAGGGGGAGGGACGCCGAAGAAUGUGUCGACGCCCGGUAGCAGUGGAGACUUCCCCGCUGCACCGUCGUGCGCGUUGGCCCAGAUGCAGACGUGGGGUGGCUUUCCGGUCCCGUUGCAGUACACUACGCCGGCCGACAUCCCACAGUCGGUGGAGUUGGCGCGAGUACCGAUGAGCGUGUGCGAGCGUCUGCUCCCUCCUGCGUUGCUGCAAGUUGCACGAAUGCAGUUUCGCUAA